Metarhizium brunneum ARSEF 3297 is the source of this 1425-nucleotide messenger RNA. RefSeq lists its product as uncharacterized. The record is from RefSeq and is a predicted model, not a curated record. NCBI's taxonomy places the organism in Eukaryota, Fungi, Ascomycota, Sordariomycetes, Hypocreales, Clavicipitaceae.
AUGCAGGACCCUAGUAGUUCUCUUUCUUCCAAGUUCUUCGGCCAGCUAUGUCGCGCUCGGCCGGAGAUUAGUAUGUCAGAGACUGAAACUGGCGGAACCGAUGAUCAAGCAUUUCCCAUCGUUACCGAGGACCAACUCAGUCAAGCAAAGAGAAAUUUUAUCAACUCGCUAGACUCUGAUGCAGUCUGCGCUCUGGCAUCAAGAUACAACAAUGGCCAAACGUGCAGAGUUGUGAGGAAGGAUAACGGCAGUUUCAACGGUUGUUUCUUUGUCGAGUUUGAGCAGGAUGAAUCCCAGUGGAUAGUCAGGAUUCCGAUCGAACCCUCUUUCGGCGAUCCCUGGGACAAGCUGUUGAGCGAGAUAACCACUUUGCAAUUUCUCGAGCGCAAAACUCUGAUCCCUGUUCCUCAUGUUCGUGCGUACGGCCGUGAUGCUAAAUUGACCGAAUCCAGCUCUGGAACGCAGAUGUAUCUCAUUGCAGACUUCAUACCAGGCGAACCAUUGGAUAAGAAACUUUUAUUUCAAGCCGACGACGAAGCCCGACGAAAAUUUUACGCUCAGCUCAUUGACAUCUUAGCUGAGCUCAGAAAACUCGAGUUUACAUCAAUAGGGUCCCUGAUGCCGGAUCCUAAUCAUAGCACGCAUCCUAUUUUGGGUCCUGUCAUGUCCAUGUCUGCUACCACGCUCCGACUGCCCGCUCUGCCGACCCUCGAAACGGCCAAGGAAUACAUGGAAUAUCAAUUUGGUCUCGUGUCAAGCUUUUUUGUGCAGCCAGUUGCCGACCAUGCAACCGAGGACAUCCAAGCAGAAGUUUUCGCACUAGACGGAAUGAAGCGUAUCUUCGAUGAGCUUAUCGAUUCUGAGUUGAACGCAGGGCCUUUUGUACUGAGUCACUUGGACCUACGGAGUCACAACAUCAUCGUGGACCAGGAUUUGCAAAUUCGUGGCAUAAUCGACUGGGAGUUUGCCACUACGGUUCCACUGCAAGUCUUUACCCCGCCGUCGUGGAUUACCGGCCAUGAUUCAAUCUCAACGAACAAGCAGAUACAUGCUGAGUUUCGGAGUGUUUUGGAUGAGAAGAGCGAAACUAACAGGCUUUGCAAACAACUCAGAAAGGAAUGGUAUGGCCUGGGUCCCUACCCAACAGAUGUGGCAUUUUGCGUUGCUCAUGUUCUACGCUGUCCGACUGACGCCACCGACAUUUUUUGUGAUUUUUUUGCUCAUAAACAUUCCGACAAGCCUCUGGAUGAUGUAAUAGCUGAAUUCUUUGACAGAAACCAGGCUCUUGCAUCUGAGGUGCGGCGUCGGACGGAACAGUGUGAGCGCUAUACCCAGUACUUGAAGCAGCACGGCCUAUAUGAGACCGAGGAGGACAGAUUGCUAGCGCAGUCAAAGGCCCUGAAAGAGAAAUGGGGCUGGUCAUAA